AUGUACUUCGUCCCCUUCGCUUCCCACAUCCUCGUCCCUCCUGCAUCUAGGUCCCCCGUCCGAUUUCUGCAUCGCGACCAAUUUGGAGUGGGUCUUACUGGCACCAUCGAUCUGCAACAUCUAGGAAAGCGUCGCCGACAAGUUUCUCGUAAACCGACGGCUUUGGCCUGGCCUACUGCACGGAGCAUGGCUACUUUGCCCGUGAAGUUUCUUCAAGCCACGCCUCGAUGUCAUCGCCCUUGUCCGGCGGCUUCUAGUCUCAACGGCCAGUGCCCGAGCAACCCAAGUACUUCACCGACCUCUCGGCGAGGCGAGGACUCGAAAAAGUCCCAGAUACCAGGAAUUACGGUUGAAAUCGGACAGAAGAAAAGCAUCGAUCGAUACCUUGAUUGCCUCAGACAAGCAUCAGCUGAGCCUUUCCAGGGUCCAGUCAACGUCGUUGUCAUCCCCGCGUUGGGAAAACUGUUCGUUCGUCGGGUCGCCUAUGGCCUUCAAUCGCUUCGGUAUUUUCAUUCUAGCUUCUGUGCCUCCGGUCCAUCCCUCCCGUCCGCUCCACUCCUGUGGCCCGGCACAUGCAAACGAGCCAGCGACGCCAAGGCGUGCGACCGCCGCUCGCCGCCGCUGAUGCUGGACACCAUCUCAGACGGAUUGGUUCAAUGUGCUGCUCUCGACCUUACCUUAAUCUUCUCCGUCAACCGAAGCGCAUUUCCCACUCUUGUCUGUGUAAGUUCCUCCAUUCACCAAAGGACCACUUACACCACCUAUGUAUGGACACAAAGUACCAUGGACAUGAACUUGGCAUGGGUUCCAGUCUGCGAGACCCAGACCAAGACCCAGGACCCAGACCCUCCCAGGGCAUCCCUUACUAGCGAGCCCAUCUCUGGAGUCAGCCCGUUGCGACUCUGUCCCUGGCCCCAACCCCUGGAUGUGGAAAGGCGUCCGUUGUGGAUGGCUUCUUGCUUUGAGCCGAGCUGGCGCUUCACUCUUUGCGCCCACGAGCUCUUCUCCCAAGAGAGAUGGGCCAGCCAGGGUCCUGUCCUGUCCUCUAUAGGCUUUCUCCGGCAGAAUGACAGGAUCGCGGCAUCGAUGUUGCCCCAUUCGCGCGAAGAACCGAAUAGUACGGAUACCCCUUACCCAGUCCCAAUCUCCAUCUGCUCGUUCGUGAGCUCCGAGGCGAGGGUCCAGCGGUCCAGCUUCGAACUUGUCGGUCGAUCACGCCGCCUCAAUGGGACGCGGGCAUCCAUCGACGUCUGCCCCUCCCAUUUCUCUCCUCAAGCCUUCUCUCAACCGCCCAUUCAACCGGUGGCCCAGCUUCAUUAUACCCAAAGGCUUCAACCAGAUACGCCACUCUUUGAGAGUCGAUGA
Messenger RNA from Colletotrichum lupini, 1365 nucleotides. RefSeq lists its product as uncharacterized. The record is from RefSeq and is a predicted model, not a curated record. Lineage: Eukaryota; Fungi; Ascomycota; Sordariomycetes; Glomerellales; Glomerellaceae. Bases 1 to 1365 code for a protein of 454 amino acids. The transcript has 8 exons.